Molecule: messenger RNA, 1549 nt
Organism: Ilex paraguariensis (yerba mate)
Lineage: Eukaryota; Viridiplantae; Streptophyta; Magnoliopsida; Aquifoliales; Aquifoliaceae
Source: the annotation of a GenBank genome assembly
AUCAUACACCAAUCUUUUAGAUUUGGCAUCUGGGAACUUCCCCAUAAUGUGUCGGGAGAGGGAGCGCAGGCGGCUUCCUAGGGUAAUGACAGUCCCAGGGAAUAUUUCCGAGCUUGAUGAUGAGCAGGCUUACAGUGUUUCAUCUGAUAACCUUUAUUCACUAGCUUCAGAUAGGAUGAUUAUUGUGGCUAACCAACUACCCCUAAAAGCAAAGCGGAGACCAGAUAAUAAAGGCUGGAGUUUCAGUUGGAAUGAGGACUCACUGCUAUUACGGCUUAAGGAUGGUUUGCUGGAAGAUAUGGAAGUGUUAUAUGUGGGUUCAUUGAGCGUUAACGUUGAUCCGAUUGAACAGGAUGAUGUUGCCCAAUAUCUGUUGGACAAAUUUAAGUGCGUCCCUGCUUUUCUUCCGCCUAAUGUUUUGGACAAGUUUUAUUAUGGUUUCUGCAAGAGGCAGUUAUGGCCUCUUUUCCAUUAUAUGUUGCCAUUUUCACCAGAUCAUGGAGGCCGGUUUGAUCGUUUUAUGUGGGAAGCAUAUGUUUCUGCCAAUAAGUUGUUUUCACAAAAAGUUAUUGAGGUGCUAAAUCCUGAUGAUGAUUUUGUUUGGAUUCAUGAUUAUCAUUUAAUGGUUUUGCCCACCUUCUUGAGGAGGCGCUUCAAUCGUUUGAGAAUGGGGUUUUUCCUUCAUAGCCCGUUUCCUUCAUCUGAGGUUUACAGGACACUUCCUGUUAGAGAAGAAAUUCUGAAGGCUCUACUUAACUCAGACCUUAUUGGUUUCCACACCUUUGAUUAUGCUCGACAUUUCCUUUCUUGUUGCAGCCGAAUGUUAGGUUUGGAAUAUCAAUCUAAAAGGGGCCACAUUGGCUUGGAUUAUUAUGGUCGGACUGUCGAGAUAAAGAUUAUGCCAGUUGGGAUUCAUCUGGGUCAGAUUGAGUCAGUAAUGAAAAUGGCUGAUAAGGAGUCAAAGAUUGGGGAGCUUAGGCAGAAAUUUGAAGGGAAAAUUGUGUUGCUUGGAGUUGAUGACAUGGAUAUUUUUAAAGGCAUUAAUUUGAAACUUCUAGCAAUGGAGCAGAUGCUUAAGCAGCACCCAGAUUGGCAAGGAAGGGCUGUGCUGAUACAGAUUGCAAGUCCUGCAAGAGGUAAAGAGAUAGAUUUGGCAAAAGUACAAACAGAAAUACAGGAAAGCUGCAACAGAAUCAAUGAGAAAUUUGGGAAGCCUGGGUAUGAACCUAUAGUUUUUAUUGAUAGGCCUUUGUCAAUUAGUGAAAAGAUUGCCUAUUACAGCAUUGCAGAGUGUGUCGUCGUCUCAGCAGUUAGGGAUGGGAUGAACUUGACUCCAUAUGAGUAUAUUGUCUGUAGACAGGGAAUUCCUGAUGCAGAAACAGGUUCAGAUUUGAGUGGACCCAAGAAGAGCAUGUUAGUUGUAUCUGAAUUUAUUGGGUGUUCUCCUUCACUUAGUGGGGCGAUCCGUAUCAACCCCUGGAAUGUUGAGAUGACUGCAGAGGCAAUGAAUGAGGCUAUCUCAAUGGCUGAACCCGAGAAACUGUUGUGA